AUGUUCUCCAUCGAUACUUUUAUUCGUGGUCAAAUUGAUGAUGGCAAUGAUCGUCAUAUCUCUGGUUGUGGUGGGUUGCUUUACAGAUUGCGUCGUGGCCUUAUAUACAGUUUGGGUGUUGCUGAUCGUCUUCCUUGUCUUGAUCGUGAUGGUUAUAGUCUUGCUGAUACGCUUUCGUCUAACUUCUUUCCUCUUUCUGGUCAUGAUGGCUGGGAAGAGACAUAUGACUAA
This is a messenger RNA of Didymodactylos carnosus, 231 nucleotides long. The record is from the annotation of a GenBank genome assembly. NCBI's taxonomy places the organism in Eukaryota, Metazoa, Rotifera, Eurotatoria, Philodinida, Philodinidae.